AGUUCUGCAUUAAUGUCUGAAUGUUUACAAGCAAGAAGAAGAAAAAAAACAACUAAUUUAAAAAAAUGUACAAGAAAGACGAAAUUGGUACUAGCACUUUUAAAUUUAAACAGGUAGGCUUAUACUGACAAAGGGUUCAAGCAAUAACUUUAAAUGUAAUUCUGCCUCGCCUUAUUUUGCUGCUUUGCCUCCACCUCAAAGCCAGUAUCAGUAUUCAGUAUCAUUCAUCAUUCAUCAUGUAUCUAAACUAAACCCUGGCCCUGAUUAUUAGCUGUCAUUAACUAUAUACUUUUUUAUACAAUGAAUAAAGUAUAGUCAGUUACUGUUAUUAUAUAUCAUGGUCUUCGACUCAAUGCAGUGAGGAACCAAGGGGGUGAGGAGGAGGUGACCGCCCCAGGCAGCACUUCUGGGGUUCCUAGGUAGGCCUAACAAACACUUCACUCACACUAGGGGUAACAAUACUUGUACUUGUCCACGCACUGUUCCUAAAAUGUCGAAAAAACGUGUUCUGCAAUAUGGCGUACAGCUACAUGGUAAUAUUGGAAAAUUGCAUACUACGUCACCUUUGUUUAUAAAAUAAUUGCUUUUCUCAUCACUGACGUAUCAGUUUUUGUGUUCCGGUCAUAUAUUGAUUUAUGCUACGAUUUUUUUGUGCAUUACGGGCAGUAUUAUUACAGACCUGUUUACUCUUACGAUUUUGGCGUACAAUGUACGAUUUUUAGAUGUCUUUUACGAUUGUACGCCAAGACCCGCCAAAACUACGAUUUUCAGAGACCCGGUGGAGAAAAUUUUCCCCCGAUUUAAAAACAUUAAUAAAUUUUCGGGUUUGGACGUUUUAGCCCUCUCUAAUGAAGAUCUGGCAGUGAAUAUGAACGAGAAAAACGAUUGGUUGGAUUUUUUUUUUUUUAAAGUUGGGACCAUCCUUAUUAUAUUUCGAAAGCACUCAUGGGGACUGGGGGAGGUGGGGUUGUUGAUGACGGAAAUUGUGGCAUACGAGACACGCAUGGGUAGGGGAUUGGUGGGAGUGUCAAAGGAUAUAAAUAAAUAACCCCGACAUAUCGUAUUGACGGGAUCACAGGGAACUAGCUGGCUGCUGCGUCAACAGUAAUAUUUGGAUUGGUCGCCCUAGCAACAACUUCACCGGCCAUCGCCUUUGACUGCUACCAAGCGUGUGACGUAGUUUUGUUACAGAAUUAUUUUGUUCCUCAGAACCGCGGCGAUUGUAAAACUAGAGAUGGUUUUUUAAAUAAAAGAGAUGAUCCAACUGUUCUGCUGUGGAGCGUUGGAUUUUGGCAUACCGGUAUUUUAUAAGAUCCAGUCAGCGACAUUUACAAAAUAUAUGGAAAUAUUUUGUAGUUUUAUUUAUUUACUAUAGAGAUAUUGUAUUGUACGAUUUUGAGACCAGAUUGUACGAUUUUAGUGGUUUGAGGGUAAACAGGUCUGUUAUUAUAAUGAAUCGGUUAGUAUAUAAAUCGCAUAAAUACUUUUUUACUAGUAAAGCCACCAGAAUAAGGUUUAGUGCUCCCUAAUCUACAUUAAUUGUAAGAGUUUUUUCAGUUUUUGAGUAAUUAUCGUUGAGCUCUCGAUAAAAAGUUAUGCAACCCGCGAAGAAGGGGGGGGGGGUAUGAAAUUAUCAUUAUUUUUUUAUUUUGAUCUAGAAGCCGGAAAUGGCUGCUAUCACUGUGAUAUGUUAAUGUAAAAUCCUUAAACAUCUAAAUAAUUACAAGACAUUUAAAAUGAAUCAUUUUAAGAAAAGAUUAUAACCAAACUUGAAAAGUUGAUGUAGUAACCAAGGGUUGGUUUUAAGUUUUAUUUAUUACGUUAAAAUUUGUGUACGGUACAGGUAAACAGUUUAUCGUUUUUUCAUUAUUGAAUCAAUAUUUAAUUAAUAGUUUUACAACAGUAAUAUCAAUAAUAAUAAUCGUUUUUCUCUUAUUAAUUAUUUCAGAGAAUAUUACUAAAAUUAUGCCUACUUAUCAUUAUUAGUUAUAAUUAUAAACAACUGUUAUUAUAAUACUAUAAUAGUCUAUUUAGGCCUAAGCUUAGUUUUUCUUAAUCUAAUUCUAUUACAAGCCUAUAAGUUCUAUAAAUAACAAUAACAGUUUUAUUAAAAUACAUCAAAUUAAUAAGACUCAAACAACAUCAUCAUAGCAAUUAUAUUUUUAUUAGGACAUAGAAAAGCUGUACAUAGACAAUUAUUUAAUAUAUCAAAUAACAUUUUUUAAUGAAUUAGUCUCAUCAUUAUAAUCAUAUUAUCAUCAUGGAUGAUUUUAUUUGAGCAAUUUUUAUUUAUAAUUACUUGCGUUCAAUUUUAUAAAUAAAAAGACUACUUACCUUUUUAUAAAUAUAAUGAUUUAAAAUUUAACACAAGCAUAAUAAAAUUAGUUAAAAUUCAAUAAAUAUGUUUGUUUUUUUCGUUUUUUCCUGUAUAAAUAAUGAUUUUCCCAAUUUUUCUGUUAAUUUUUUUCCUGAACAUACCCACAAAUAAAUUUAUUAAAAAAAUAAAAGUCUUAAUGUUAUAUAAAAGUUUUGUUGUUUAUUGUACUGUAUAUUGCAUUGAGAAUGUCUCCUGAACAUUUGGUGGCAUUUUCUUUUAAAAUCAAAAAGUUUUGGGUAAAAUAAGGCAGAAAUUUUGAAAGUGGGUCACACGUUUUUUCAGUUAAAUACUAAGAUAAAGAAGGGGGUGUUUAAAAAUCACCAUAAAAAUCAUAACUCCACUCCUAUAAAAGAUAGAAAGAUGAAAUUGGUGUUGUAAAGGUUAUAGCUAGCCCUUUAAAAUGAUGUAUCAUUUAUGGCAAUUGGACAAUAUUUAAAUUUUGUGUCAAAGUACCUACUCACACACAUUUAUUAUUUUGAAUUAGGAAUUAGGCAGUGUCCAUUUGUACUAUUAAUUGUUAACUAAUAUACUUUGCCAGGACAGCACUGUUUUUUUUACUUCAGUCCUGAGCUGAAAUAGUAAGCCUACACCACAGUUUAAGACUAAAAGUAGGUACUUUACUAAGCGGCGCGUGCCGAUUGAUUUUUCGGAUGUCGGAAACAGACCAUGAUCCGAUGACCGGUCAAUGCCGGUAGGUCACGGGGUCAUAUUUAGAUUUAGUUUCCUUUGUCUACGUAAGGGAGAGUCAAUGAACUUCCUAUAGUCUGUUUUGUGCACACGAGGAGGACAAUCAUUACAACAUAAACUUUUAUCACCGGACUGACAGGGUUUGUGGCAGAUAUCUUUCGUUGAGAGAACAGGUAAGUUUGCUAGCGCUAUAUUUCGGAAACCAUAAUAGUAUUCCAAUUAAUUCUUUUGUAUUCAAUGUAUGAAGGAUUUAACUAACUGAAAGAAGAAACAUAAUGACAUUUAGAUAGGCAGUAAAUUGUAUAGACAGGGUGUGAAUCGGAGCAUAAUUUGUAACCAGUUAUCGAUUAGGCCAAAUGAACCGGAAGUGAUAACCAUUUUCUGUUAUUAUUCUUAUUGCAUAAGUAUUUAAAAAUCUUUAUAAAUCUAAUGUCUAUAAAAGCAAUCCAGUUCAUCUUUAUUAUUAAACUUGUUUUUAUUUCAUGAAUGAAAACAAAUUUAUAAAUAUUUUAUAAAAUAUAAUUAUUAUUUUUUUAAUAAUAAAAUUUACAUCCGAGAUAACCAUGUCAAAACUAUAUGAUAUAUCAACUUGAGUAAUUAAAAUAUUGUAUUGUAAUUGUAAUAAUUAUAAAACUUCACAACAGUGAAUUAUAUAUUUGGAAAUUAAAUAAUGCCCUUAAUGAUAUAAUUUAUCUAAACCCAGAUUAGAUACGGUAAACAAUGAAUAGUUGUAGUAGUAGUAGGCUCAGCAGCUACUAUAAACGUCAUCAUUUAUUUCUAUUUUUAUUAAAUUUCAUUAUUUUAUUUAGCUUUGUCUUCUAAAUAACCUAUCACUCUUUUUUCAUUUUCCUUUUGUACACUCUAUUUUAAAAAAAAUGUAUAUUCCUUUCUUGCCUCUAAACUUUACUGCUUUAGCUCAAAGCUAUUAUAUUUGACUUUUCAGAUUUAGCCCAAUCUUUAAUUCUGUUCAUUGAAUAACUUUAUUUUUAAAACAACAGCUUAAUUUCUUAAAUUUCUUAAAUUCCUCAACAUUUUCUUUCUUUUAAAUAUACAGCCAUGUCCCCACCACUUUUUGGAGGAGCUGUGCUUCUAGUACUAAUACUACCUAAGAUUCAUGCCUGUCCAUUCCAGUUGAUGCACGAGCUGUCAUGAGGACUCAUCAAGACUACUAGACUUUUUUAUAUAAGUAAAUUUAUAUCUGAUAAUGUUCCUUAAUGGAUAUGAACUACAAACUACUUGACUUAAUCUGAAUAAAAAUAAUGUUAGAACAUCACAGUAUAAUAUCUAUGCAUACUGGAAAUACAGCAUAAGUAAAAUCACCAUUGUCUUAAUAAUAAAUAAUUUAAUUACAAUAUUAUCACACUGAAUUACACAAUCUUAAAUGAAAGACAUAUAUAAAUUAAAUAAAGAAGGUACCUUUUGUUACUUAUGUUAAAAUGCUUAUUUUGUGUUUAAUUAAAUCGAUUUUCUAUCUCUAUUUCAGUUUUUCUGGACUACUAGACCACAAUGAAUUACAAGGAGUUUGUGUUGCGAUGAAGUGGAAAUAAUGCCUCUCCUACUUAGAGGUACUGACUGCCCAGCUGUGCCAAGUGUUGCUUCAGCAAAACAUCUCGAGAUACAUCUCUGGAAUAUGGCAUCUAGUGCCAAAAUGUGUCUGCACGAACAAUUGCACUUAAAUUUUUGUACCGGUCUUUCCUGUUUUAACAAAAACCUAUCAGGUGUGACUGCAUGUCCAACUGGACAAUCUACCACAAUAUGGACCACCAGAGCAUAAUCUUAACAGCUAUUGAUAUUUUUCACCAACUACUGCAUUUAUAUGGAAAUUUAUACACUCAGGACUCCUAUAAUUUAUCAUCAUGAUGGGUGGAAGCAACAAUAUUGACACAAAGUACAUACACUCAGGACUCCAUUCAUCUGUGUCAUAAACUAAAUCAUUACCAAUGGUAUCUUUAACUGUUACAAAUUUGAUCCAGAAUGCCAUUGACUCUGCCAAAAUAUUACUUUUGAACAUCAUCUUUCUAUGAAAGAAAAUAUAUCUCUUUUAUUCAGCCUUUCAAUGACCUAUAGAAGUACUAAUAUAAUAUUAAGUGAUCAUCAUUUGUACUGUGGAUUUCAAAUAGCAUGGCUACUUGGAUUAUCAAUUUCAUGGAUUGGAUCAUGGAUGAUUGGAUUUUGACAUGUGAUCAGCAUUUUUUCAAUACGAUUUAUCCAUUAUAAUACAUUAUUUUAUAAAUCUUUUCUGUGGAAUUAUUCACAGAAUUAAUAUUAAUUUACUAGAUGAUUGUGUGCAUUAACUCAAUAGGUUGAAUUGGUAAUAUUUAUGCAAUUUGUAUUUUUAAUACACAAACAGAGUAACUUUUAAAAUUAAAUCUACUCACUGUCUGUUGCUCAAAUGCCACUGAUUUAAUUCAUUAAUUGAUGUAUUAAUAUUUAAACAGAUUACUUUAAAAGCCCAAUGCCUAAUUAAACUAUGCUGAAAAUUUGAAGGCUUUAACUCUACAGGUAAAAUAGUUAUGGCAUUUUGAGUAAUGAGAUCACACGCUAUGUUUUUAAUGAAAUUUACGUACCCUCUGUUCGUCAAAUCUCACACAUUACCCUAUUGUAGUAUUUGAAUAACAAUUAUUUAUUAUUAAAGCUCAAAAUUUAAUUGAAAUGCAUUGCAAAUUUCAAAGCUUUAACUUUGCUGAAUAAAAAGUGAUCGCAUUUUGAGUGUUAAAGAUGUCUUUUUUCUAUCACAGAAUUUUGGAAAUUAUUUACUAAGGCUAUAUAAGGAAAAAUUCUGACACUAAAAAUGUGAUAACUUUUUUUCUAAUUAAGAUAAAAAGAUAAACUUGUUAUCAAUGGAAAGAAAAUACUGAGUACUUUCUAAUGAUAUAAGUUUCAUGAAUGUAUAACAACUUUGAAAUUUUUAGUGAAGUACCUACUAAAAGGUUAGGCCAAAAAUAAUUUUUGGGGCUAGGGCCAAUUAGUUUGUUGAAGUUAAUUAAUCGAAAUUAAGUACUUCUGAAUCAAUAUCAUAAUGAUGUCCAGGUAUACAUUAGAAAUGUACUAUGUAUCCAAGAUCAGCCGUAGAGUUCUCAGGAUAAUCACAAAUUAUUGUUUUUAUUGACACGUGGACAAAACAAUUUUAAAUGUCCUGGUUUAAAAUUUUAAAAAGUAUGAUUUGAUUUUUUUAAAAUGAUAGUCUCCUCUUUAGUGUUAGAGGGGAUGUACUUUUUGAAGUUUACGCAGGGCAGCAUUAAUUUAAGUCAAGAUAUGCCACUAAGUCUAUGAUGUUUAACUAUUACUAUAUGCUAAAUAAGGGACAAAAUAGGUCUGUGGUAUCAGACACUAUGCUUUGUUUGAUUGACCUGCCCUUUGUGUGCAAAGUACGCACAUAUUCAUAUUGAUUAGCCUUUCAAUAAUAAAUCUACAAUUAGACUAACUGAAUGUUUUAAAAUAGGAAGAGAUCUGAGGCUAAAUGAACCUGAGGUUAAUUUAAGCGAUCCACGCCACUUUGAGUUUCUGUGUGGGAUUCCCUCCCUUUGCUUAUUGUUGGAUUGUUACUAGUGUUAACUUGUCUUUUUAAAAAUAUUAAUACGCCGAUGGAAUGUUUUAAAUUAAUCUUUUAAUUGCAUUAUUAAUUAUAAUAUUUAAAACGAGGAUACAUUUUUUAGCACACAUGUUUUUGUUGAGGGAAGGGAGUGACUGUAGGUCAUUGACACUUCUUGACCCAUAUCUAGGGGGAUACAAUAAAGUUGCUACUUUUCCCAAAAAAUUAAUGUGCUGGCUGAAAUUACCCUGGGAAAGUGAUGGGGGGGGGGGGGGGGGAAUUGAAUUUUAACAUUUUGUUCCUAUUUUUGUUUAUCACAGUAAGUAGUUGAAACAACACAUUCUCUCUGUCCCCUCCUCAUUUUAGCAGAUGUGUGUUUGCACUACUUUUUUUUAACACAGCCGCCAUCUUGGCUGCCAUGGCACAGCAACAAAGAUGACGGCUGUGGGAAACAAGUGUUGUGGAUUGGUUAAAUUUAAAUAAUCAAGUUAAUGAUGAUUGGGCAUUCAAAACAUGGGCUGAUAGGCCUAAAUAAGAUCCAUUGGGCUUACCAUUAUGCUCACUCACUGUUAGUGUUAUUCAAGUGUAGUCUAUGCCUACUUAAUCCAUAGAUUAUAUUUAAGGCGGAGUCUAAGCCGCAAUAGGAAAUUUCAGUACUUAAAUUCUGUGCAUUGUUACUAUUUAGUGAUACUGAUUGUUACUUAAAAAAUUUUUGUGGCAAAACCUACACAUUAUUUAGUCAGUUUCACCAGGUACAAUUAACUCUUCUAAAUUGCAGGAAAGUAAUAGGCCUAAAUUUCUAAAUUAAAAAGACUACAGCACAUUGAAAAAACAAUUCUAGCUGUGGUUAGUUCAUAUUUGUAAAUGUAAGAAAAUACCUGUUUAUGGUUUAUGGAAACAAAAUACAGCCAACAGUAAUACCAAUGAACAGCAGCAAUCAACAUUAUUUUUAAUAAGACUACCAGUAGCUAUUGUAAAAAAAGCAAAUAUAAAAGCAACUAUUCUAGAAAAAAAUAUUUGCAUUUAUUUAUGGAGCUAUACUAUCUUUUAAGCAAUAGAUUUUUGUUUUAACAUCUAUCUAGAGGCAAAUUUAUGUAGAAUUGCUAGUGUUUCAAAAAAAAUAUAAAAGCAACUAUUCUAGAAAAAAAUAUUUGCAUUUAUUUAUGGAGCUAUACUAUCUUUUAAGCAAUAGAUUUUUGUUUUAACAUCUAUCUAGAGGCAAAUUUAUGUAGAAUUGCUAGUGUUUAAAAAAAAUGCGUUAAAUUUAGAUUCUUGAAAGAAAACACACAUGCUCUGUUGGCUUAACAAUGAAGCAUAAUUAAAUUCAAAUAUAUGAUGAACAUCACUCUUUGAAAUUGUUCCAAAAGGAACAGAUGUAUUUAAGAUUUUUCAACACUUUCUCUUUCAGGUGAUGGAAUACAUAAUUUAUUUAUGAGAUGGAUCAUAUUUCGUCUCAAAGAGAUAAAGUCAUAGGUCAAGACUAUCUGUCUAAAUUUCAUCUGGCAAGCAGCAGCUUGUUGUCAACCCAAAAUACAAUGGAGCAAGUAUUUCCACCUUACGGCCAGCCAACUGCAAUAAGCUCAGCUGGUCAAUUAGAAUUCAGACCACCACCACCUUCAUACACAAAUUCUGCUGGCAUUCAGUAUUCAUUGACACAAAAUUAUGAUAUAGGACUGACGGACAGAUACCUUCAGCCAGGCUACUCUCAUUCCUUUUUGACAGAGGACUUCUACCCAUCUCUAUGCCCUCCACCACCUGCUCACCUGUCAACUCAGCAAUAUGCUAUCUCUGUUGCUGAUUCAACUCCAUCAAUGCUUCCCCCACAGCAAAGUUCACAGUUGUCCCCCAUGCUGAGAGGCCAGAGGCAAAGCCCGCAGCAGUUGCCAGCACCAACUGUUGUACAUGGCAAGCUGAAUUCAGUACCAAGAGCUCCCUCACAUAGCCCUUCCAUGUACAGUUCACAAAGGCAAAGUCCUCAACAUUCACCCAUUACCCCUCAGCAGCAUUUCGGUUCACCUGUUGGUGCUUCAAAUUUUUCCUACCCAUCAAGUCAAUGUUCACAAAGAAAUGACCCACCUUUAGGAAAUAUGCACAUGACUAAAGUUGGCAAUAAUUCUUUUAACAAUAUAACACAGUUUAGUCCACAGUCAUUUCUUGCUCCUAGUCAGCAUUCAAAUAUGAGAGUAUCAAACAGCAAGGCAGUAUCGAAAGAAGAUGACACAAGGGGUCAUUUUAUGAAUCAUCUGACAUCAGGUCAAAGAGGAAUUCAAAGAGAAUCAAAGAUAAAUACAGGAACUCAGAAUCAUCCAAAGUCAUCCAUUUACCCCACAUCAUCAGCAUCAAGUCAGCAGACAGUAACAUCCAGCAGUAGUAAACAGCAGAGCAGAUAUCAAAUUGGUGGAAGUGUGCCAGCUCUGACACACAGAACUACUUUGCCUGCAAACAGGCCUUACUUGCCACAAAAUUCAAACUUGUCAAAUAGCAGUUCUGUCAACAGAGCUCCCACACUAAGUCAGAUGUCAACUAUUCACAGCCCUACAAUUUCUCGUGCAGCGAAUAAUUUACCUCCACCCUUUGAUGCUAUUGAUUCUAUGUAUCCCUAUAUUCCACAAACCCAAAAGACUAGUCGAGAAAAUCCUUUGUACUUAACACCCCCUAUAAAUAAUUUUACAAACUCAAGUGCCCCACUCUCAUCCUUGGAAAGAAGAAAUGCAGCAUCUCUGAGUGCAGCUAGUGACACUAUGCCAACAAACAAUCCAUAUUCUAUGUACUCUGUAUUUUUACUUAGUGACCAGUCAAAUGGUGGAAUGAAGGGAGGCAGAGGAGCAUCCACAAGAGCCAGGGGUAGAGGGGGAAGACCCCAUAAUUUUAAAACGGGAACACAUGAGGAUGCAAAUCCUAUUCAGUGGUACAAGUGCUCAGAUCCUUUGUUAACAUCAUCUUACCAAUCAGAUGUUGAAGCUAUGCAAGCUGAUACGGCAAUGGAGUCAAGCAUGUUUCGACAAAUGCCACAAACAGAUCCUGCGAGUCACCGGUCAGCUAAGGAAGCUCAUGGAUUGAAGAGCGGGAGCAAUUCUGGUCAUGCUAAAUCUAACCAGCUUGUCUCUAAUCCAGCAAGUGUCAAUACUACAAAGGCAGCGGCUCUAGCAUCCAUUCAGUUGAAGCAAGAAAUAAUGGAUAAUUUAACUUUGACUAAAAGCAAGCCCCAAGCACUCAAUAACUCAGUUAGUGGCAUGACACAUCAUAAAAAUGCUGUAUCCAAUGGGACAUCUGAACCAAGUGUUAUCAUGCAAUCAUCUCCUGCACCAGGUGCUACAUCUUCUUUUUCUAAUGCUGGUGGUUUGACCUGCAAACAGUCAUUGCCCACUGAAAAAGAGAAGGAUACUCUCUGUUCCAAUAAUUCCACAAAUUGCCAACCCCCAGUAGCCAGUCGACGGGCGCAGUUAACGGAGAAUAAUGAUAAAUCCUUUUUAGGAAAGCAAAUGACAGCCAGUGUGUUCAGUGUGUCAAAACAGCCAGCUAGAAAAUUUCACAAGCAAGACUCUGGCCCAACUGAUAAAAAGAGUGUUUCAGCAAGAGAAAGAGUAUUUCAUAUGUGGAAAGCAGGACAGGUUGUUGGUAGGGUUCCAGGUAAAGGAAAAACAAAAGCCAAUUUAGUCAAUUCAAAGUCCACCCAAAACUCAGUUAGCACAGCACAGCCCUCAACCGUUGCUAACUCUGGUUGCCGUGGGAACUCACACAGCACCCAAAAGAGUAAUAAGAGCAAAGCGAUGCCAGCACCAAAAGUAAAUGCAGAUCUUGUCAAAAAUCAAAAAGGAAUCUCACACCCUGAAGAGAGGAAGAAAUCCAAAAGUUUAAAUCUGAGCGACCAGGCCACGCAAGACCUACGUUAUGUCAUGUUUCAUGGUCAUAAACUGAUCAGUCUUAAAUCACACAACGAAGCAGUUUUACUGCUAUGCCAGUUUCAGUUCGAAUGUUUUCCUGAUAAGGGCAUGGGAGCAAUAAACAACUGCAUUGAUCGUGCUCUUAGGAUUAAGAAAAGAGUUUUAGAUCACCCCCAGAAGGACAAAAUUACAGCCUUCUUAGAGAAAAAUGGC
Molecule: messenger RNA, 10693 nt
Organism: Lymnaea stagnalis (great pond snail)
Lineage: Eukaryota; Metazoa; Mollusca; Gastropoda; Lymnaeidae
Source: the annotation of a GenBank genome assembly